Molecule: messenger RNA, 932 nt
Organism: Copidosoma floridanum
Lineage: Eukaryota; Metazoa; Arthropoda; Insecta; Hymenoptera; Encyrtidae
Product: aromatic-L-amino-acid decarboxylase
Biological process (GO): carboxylic acid metabolic process; amino acid metabolic process; catecholamine metabolic process
Cellular component (GO): cytoplasm
Molecular function (GO): pyridoxal phosphate binding; aromatic-L-amino-acid decarboxylase activity
Source: RefSeq, a predicted model, not a curated record
GCGCUCCGUGAAAGAUCUCUUUAAACAUUAAAAGGCAAAAUUUUUUUUUUUUUGUUACCAACUCACUGUGACUUUUGGCAUUUCAAUUUAAGAUAAACAUAAUAUUAAUACUUAACACAUCUUACGUGUUGGAAUAUUUUUAACAUUAUUUAAUAAAUUUAAACGAGUUGUCGUACUAGCAUCCAAUUCUGCCAGAUUAUUGUAAUAUACAUACUACCAGAAUGGACGACAAGGAAUUCCGCGAGUUUGGAAAAGCCAUGGUGGACUACAUUGCCGAUUACACCGAAAAUGUGAGGGAUCGCGAGGUACUGCCACACGUGAAGCCGGGUUAUCUCUGUGAUCUCAUACCCAAAGAGGCCCCCCAGAAAUCGGAGUCGUGGCGUCAAAUUUUGGAUGAUGUUGAAAAGUGCAUCAUGCCCGGAAUGACCCAUUGGAGUUCACCGCACUUCCACGCCUAUUACCCGACGGCCAACUCGUAUCCGGCGGUGGUGGGCGAACUUUUGAGCGCCGGAAUCGGUUGCAUCGGAUUCUCCUGGAUCUGUUCGCCAGCCUGCACAGAGCUGGAAGUCAUCACGAUGGAUUGGCUGGGAAAAAUGCUGGGUCUGCCGGAAGAAUUCCUCAACUCACACGACGGCCCAGGUGGUGGUGUACUGCAAGUAUGCAUCAUUACUAUUGUUAACAUUGUCAUGACUAGGCAUCAAGUGGCCUCUAAUAGUACGCUCGUUUUUAUAAUUUUACAAAGUUGUAAAGUAAAGUGGUAUAACAACGCUUUAAGAACUUUGAAAAAGUUCAUUCAUUUGUAUAAUAUUGAGGCUCAUAAGUUAGCUCAACUGUUUACUUUGGAUGCUAUCACCCAGCUGACACUACAGAUAACACCUACAUUGGUCAUAAAUUACAAGAAAAUCAAUGUAAAAGUAGUUAAAGUAGUCUAA